GCGGUGGGAAAUCAAAACUCUACUUCUGCAGUCGCUCUGUCCCAUUAUCAGUUUGAAAAACCCUGGUGGAAAGAUGAAGCUGUUUCUAAAGUUUGCCUAAAGAGCUAUACGGAUCCCACCUGAAGAAUAAAUGGACGAAUCUGACCUCAUAAACGGAAUAACUACUGAUUCUACGUUUAAGAAGAAACGUCUAGCAGUAUUGUGUUUACGGCUCUGUUUGUGUCCCUGCAAUUCUCCUGACACUUUCCAGCUCCCCAGAGGAGUAGUUUGGCAUUGGGGAAGUGCACAUAGUAUACAAAGAAAUGACUGAACAGGGCUUCUCCGCUUCCACUCUAUUAAAGCGCUAUCGUCUGGCCAUGACAGAAUCAAACUCAGUCUCCUCACCAUCCGGUACUGCUGCUGAGGACCCGUCAGAGGGUAAGGACCUUUCAGCAGAUGGGGAUCCCAACUUCCCCAUGUCUUCACUGGCAGAACUUCUGGACAAUGAUGAUGGAUCACAGCCGCCCCAGGAUUCAGCUCGACCUGGACAACAGAAUGAUAACAAGCAGAACUCGCGGAUAAGAUUCCCAGGAGCCUUUAAAAAGGGAGUUCCUAACCCUAUGGACCUUCUUGAGUCCACCAUGUCUGAGUAUCCAGUGGCACCUGGGCCUAAGAAAGCACCUAUGGACUCCCUGUUCGACUAUGGCACAUGUAGGGAGGUCAACAACCAGAAAAAACGCAGGAAGAAACUUCCACGAGGGAAGGCCGAGACUGAGAUGUCAUGUGACGAGGGAUCCCCAGAGCCCCCUGUUCUUAAAGUCUUCAAUCGCUGGCUGUUGUUUGAAGCCGUAUCUCGAGCAGAUCGAGGAGCUCUGGAUGGUCUCCUGCAGUAUCUUCAGUCACAUGAAAAGAGGCUGAUAGAUGAGGAGUUCAAAGAACCUUCUACAGGGAAGACGUGCCUACCAAAAGCACUUCUGAACCUGCACAAUGGUCACAACGAUACCAUCCCUGUGUUGCUGGACAUUGCCGAACAGACAGGAAACCUCAGAGAGUUCAUCAACACGCCCUUCAGAGAUGUGUAUUAUAGGGGUCAGACGGCACUGCAUAUCGCCAUAGAACGACGAUGCAAACAGUAUGUGGAGCUUCUGGUGGAGAAGGGGGCUGAUGUUCAUGCCCAGGCCAGGGGCCGAUUCUUCCAGCCCAGAGAGGAGGGUGGAUACUUCUACUUCGGUGAGCUGCCUCUCUCACUCGCAGCUUGUACCAACCAACCAGACAUGGUGCAUUACCUGACUGAGAAUAGCCACAAGACGGCAGAUCUGAGGAGGCAGGAUUUAAGGGGAAACACAGUCCUGCACGCCCUGGUCCAUAUCGCUGACAACACUCGGGACAACACGCAUUUCGUCACUAAGAUGUACGACUUGCUGCUCAUCAAAUGUGUCAAACUCUACCCAGACUGCAACUUGGAGAAUGUACUCAACAAUGAUGGCAUGUCCCCUCUCAUGAUGGCUGCCAAGCUGGGCAAAAUUGGGGUGUUCCAGCACAUUAUCCGGAGAGAGAUAAAAGAUGAGGAGGCUCGACAUCUUUCCCGGAAGUUUAAGGACUGGGCUUAUGGACCCGUCUACUCCAACCUGUAUGAUCUGUCUUCACUGGAUACCUGCGGAGAGGAAGUUUCUGUUCUGGAGAUACUCGUCUACAACAGCAAGAUUGAGAAUCGCCAUGAGAUGUUGGCGGUGGAACCCAUAAACGAGCUGCUGAGGGCCAAGUGGCAGAAGUUUGCCGCUGUGACCUUCUACAUCAGUGUGUUUUCCUACCUUGUCACCAUGAUCAUCUUCACUCUUGUGGCCUAUUAUCGUCCAUCAGUGGGUACACCCCCUUACGCCUACAACACCACAGAAGACAAGGUGCGUUUGGCAGGGGAGAUCAUAACCGUGGCUUCUGGAGUCUUUUUCUUUGUAACAAAUGUAAUUUACAUACACAAUAACCAAUCAUUUUUAGUACUUUUUUUUUUUUGUAAGAUCACACUUCCGUCUCAGCUUGCUAAAAGCAACAGUGGUUUGUAUGCCUAUGUGUCUGUGAUGGUGUUUGCUCUAGCACUAGGUUGGAUGAACACCCUCUAUUUUACCAGAGGCCUUAAACUCACUGGAACUUACAGCAUCAUGAUUCAGAAGAUUCUAAUCAAAGAUUUGUUCCGGUUCCUGCUGGUCUAUGUGCUCUUCAUGAUCGGCUAUGCAUCAGCAUUAGUGUCACUGCUGACCAUCUGCCCUGAUAAGAAGACAUGUAAUGAUAGCUGCCCCAAAUACCCAGAAUGCCGAGAUGCAAACACCUUCAGCGAAUUUCUCUUGGACCUGUUUAAGCUGACCAUAGGCAUUGGAGAGCUGGACGACAUGCUAAAAGGCGCACAGGAUCCCGUCGUCUUCCUCAUUCUCCUGGUCACCUACAUUAUUCUCACCUUCGUCCUGUUACUCAACAUGUUAAUCGCUUUGAUGGGAGAGACGGUGGGACAGGUGUCCAAAGAGAGCAAGCAGAUCUGGAAACUGCAGUGGGCAACAACUAUCCUGGACAUUGAGCGGUCCUUCCCUGUGUGUCUGCGGAAGUCUUUCCGUGUUGGAGAGAUGGUUACUGUGGGCAAGGGCUUGGAUGGAACGCCAGACAAACGCUGGUGCUUCAGGGUGGACGAGGUGAAGUGGUCUCACUGGAAUCAAAAUCUGGGGAUCAUAAACGAGGAUCCAGGCCAGAAAGACCAUUACGAACAAACACAGGGUGGACGGGGCCUUCGAAGAGAUCGCUGGUCCACGGUCGUCCCAAGAGUGGUUGAACUGAACAGGGGCUCCAGAGACCAUACCGUAGAGAUGGAGCCUCUCACAGGCAGACACAGACAUAAGUCUGAAAGCUAAAGCUGAACGCUAAGGACUUAAAAGAGGGUCAAGCCCUUGAAACUUUUAUUAAUGGGCUGACAGUUAUGUAUUUUAUAAAAGCUGACAAUAGUUCUACAGUUUUUAAUCACUAUUGGGAGAACAGCUCUCUAUAUAUAUAUAUUAUGACUUUUAAAAGUAUCCUGAUUUUUUAUGAUGAUGAUUGUGUUUUACAUGUAUAUUUGGACCCAUGAGACACUCAGGGACAUAUUUAAUGUGUAAUGUUGUAGUGUUUUUCAUGGCGUGUGCAAUAGAUUUUAAA
Sinocyclocheilus anshuiensis is the source of this 3153-nucleotide messenger RNA. Its product is annotated as transient receptor potential cation channel subfamily V member 4-like. Gene Ontology annotation, molecular function: calcium channel activity; protein binding. Gene Ontology annotation, cellular component: plasma membrane; cilium. The record is from RefSeq and is a predicted model, not a curated record. Gene Ontology annotation, biological process: calcium ion import across plasma membrane; actin filament organization; osmosensory signaling pathway. Lineage: Eukaryota; Metazoa; Chordata; Actinopteri; Cypriniformes; Cyprinidae.